This is a messenger RNA of Chenopodium quinoa (quinoa), 1161 nucleotides long. RefSeq names its product cyclin-J18-like. Gene Ontology annotation, cellular component: mitochondrial matrix. The coding region runs from base 394 to 768 and encodes 124 amino acids. Gene Ontology annotation, biological process: proteolysis; protein catabolic process. The record is from RefSeq and is a predicted model, not a curated record. Gene Ontology annotation, molecular function: ATP hydrolysis activity; ATP binding. The transcript is spliced from 2 exons. NCBI's taxonomy places the organism in Eukaryota, Viridiplantae, Streptophyta, Magnoliopsida, Caryophyllales, Amaranthaceae.
GAUCAUGUGAGAACACAUCCCUUAUGUGAGAACCUGGUAUAUGUGAGGACAUAUUACAAUCGUUGGAUCAAUUGCAUCCAAUGGUUACCAUUUAUCCCGGUCAAAUAUAAUUUCAAAAAAAAAAAAACAGCGUUUUCUCUCUCCUCCUUCAUCACCAUUACUGAAUUUCCCUCAAUUACAGCUAUUCUCUCUCAUCUUCCUCUGGAUUUCCAGCAAAACAUAUGAUUCUCCCCCUCUUUCUCUCAAAACCCUAAUAUCAAUCGGCGAUCAACGCAUCAAAGAUCAGCAUUUUACAAAAAGCGAUUUCUUAGACGCCGAAAUCCUGUUUUUGCAAUCCCUGAGUUUCGAGUUUGGAACCAUGAAGAAUUCGGUGUUUUGGUGAUUGAAGAAUUGAUGAUGAAGCUUAAAGAGGUGGCUAAUGUUGGUGAGAUGGUGAGCAUCGAGGUUUGUUGCGAUGUCAUAGAUUUGACGUACGAGAAUGAUGAGAUUUCGCGGAUGUUCGUGGAAUCGCUGGUGUUCCUUGCGACGGCGAUUGUGGUGAAACUUCACUUUACAGAAAAGGCUUUGAGAGUAAUUACCAAAAAAUCAAUGGUCAAGAAUACUGGUGCAAGAGGUUUAAGAUCCAAACUGGAAAGUGUACUAACAGAGGCAAUGUAUGAGGUGUGUGGCUCUUUGUUAAACAAUGUGGCUAUUGAAAACUAUCAUAACUUUGACAUUUGUUAUACAUACUUAACAAGAGGGAUUGUUCAGGGAGGUGUUAGCGUAUGAUUUAGGAUGUGAAUUGAGUUUGUCGAAGAAAUCAAAUCCAGAAUUAGUCGUACUGUCAUUAUAAUUCUUUUUUCACAUUUGUUAGCUUCCUCUCUACUGAUCUUGCUUGGUUUACAUAAUGUUUAUCCUGAUCUCCCUAGAUCCUGCCAAGGAUCACAUGCUGGUUUGUGGUCAUUGUAUCUCAUUCUUGUUCAUUACCAAGGAAUAUAGACUAGCAAUGGAAAUUCAAGUAUACUAGUCACCUCAUCGUAUGAUAUCAGUGACCUGUGACCAGGUUCAAAGUAUAACAUUUGGAGCCUUAUCAGUCAGCUGAUUCAUUUGGAGCCUCAAUUUUUUGUUCAUUUGUCAAAUGAGCAAUUAUUUUUUUCUCAUUUGUCAAAUGAGCAAAUUAUU